UAGGAAGUUUGAAGAGUCGAUGAUGCAAAAAUAUCCUGGUAUUGACCUACAUGAUAUUUGGAGCAAGUUUUCACAUGAAUUUUCCAAAUGGUUUCAGGAUUUUGUUAUCGAAUCUAAUGAGACUGAUGAAGUGAUUCGAGCACUUGCCAUGGGUCCGUCUAGACAAGUCAAAACAUGGAGGCAAUUUGACAUCAAUGGCUUUAAGUUUCACACUUUUGAUUAUGGAAAGCACAAGGCAACUAUGAAUUAUGGUGUGGUGUAAUAAGUGAGGAGGAAAUUGAUUACUUCGGCAUUUUAGAAGUCAUUGAGCUGGUCUACUUGGGGACCGUAAAUGUCUUCAAAACUGUCUUGUUUAAAUGUAAUUGGAUGGAUUCAGUGAAUGGCAUGAAUAUUCAUGAGCAGUAUAGAUUAGUUGAUGUAAACCACUCUAAGAAAUACCCUGCAUAUGAUCCUUUUGUUCUAGCACAUCAGGUUUAUCAAGUGUAUUUUACCUCUUAUCCAAGCUUAAAGAAAGAUAAGAGUCAAUGGUGGGCUGUUUUUAAGACUAAAGCUAGGUCAAGUGUGGAUGCUCCAAUCGAUGAGUCAAUUUUCCAAGUAGACAUUGCUGAGACCCCAACCCUUUGUUCGUCGGAUGAUGAUGAUGGUGUUAUGUACGAGGAUAUGGAUGAAAUGGAGGAGGACGGCUCAGGUGGUGAAGAGGAAGAACAACAUGAAGAAGAUGAAUGGGAAGAUACUGAAUCUGAAUCUGAAGAAGAGGUUGAUGGAGAGAUAGGAUAUACUGAUAGCGAUGACGAGGAUGAUGAUGAUGAUGAUGUGGAUGAAGAAGAAGAAUAAUUUCUAAGCUUGUAGUUUUCAAUGUGUUUUCUUUGUUAUGGGCUUAUUUGUUUGAUAGACAAUGUGUUUAUCUUAUUUGUUUGAUAUAUGAUAAAUGUUUUAAAAUUUGUUGAUCA
This is a messenger RNA of Chenopodium quinoa (quinoa), 950 nucleotides long. Its product is annotated as glutamic acid-rich protein-like. The transcript is spliced from 2 exons. NCBI's taxonomy places the organism in Eukaryota, Viridiplantae, Streptophyta, Magnoliopsida, Caryophyllales, Amaranthaceae. The coding region runs from base 367 to 834 and encodes 155 amino acids. The record is from RefSeq and is a predicted model, not a curated record.